This is a messenger RNA of Hemibagrus wyckioides, 8323 nucleotides long. It is a transcript of the gene gad2, whose product is annotated as glutamate decarboxylase 2. Gene Ontology annotation, biological process: GABA shunt. The record is from RefSeq and is a predicted model, not a curated record. Gene Ontology annotation, cellular component: cytoplasm. Gene Ontology annotation, molecular function: pyridoxal phosphate binding; glutamate decarboxylase activity. NCBI's taxonomy places the organism in Eukaryota, Metazoa, Chordata, Actinopteri, Siluriformes, Bagridae. The transcript is spliced from 16 exons. Bases 663 to 2411 code for a protein of 582 amino acids.
CUGGAAUCUCCAUGGUGACGUGACACUGGCGUGCUGCGUCGUCUCACCAGCAGCAGCAGCGUUGCGCCGUUAACGUUAACGAACCGGUACCGGCAGUGGCGACGUCGGCGCGCGCGGUGGCGGCUGUGCUGGUGAUGGUGUUGAUGGUGUUGAUGGUGAUGAUGGCGUCACCUCCACCUCUCGCCUCCUGAUUUCCUUCUCAAGACGGAUUACGAAAUUGCGUCAGAGAGAAUUAUACACGAAGUCGUGCUGAUUGUAUAUUUUGCGCUUGACAUCAAAUAGGAGAGAGAGAGAGAGAGAGAGAGAGAGAGAGAGAGGGAGAGAGAGAGAGAGAGAGAGAGAGCGAGAGCGAGAGAGAGAGCGCAUCCAUCCGGGCGCGCGGUAAAUGUGGCCCCUUACAGUCGGAGAGAGGAGAGGACACACUGGGUGAAGGAUCCACUGAAAACCCGACGCUAUCGAAACCCGCUUUUUUAUUUUUUUAUUUUUUUAUUUUUGUUUUUUUUAUUUUUAUAUUUCUUUUUUUUUCACCCGUCCUGAGGAUCUUUCUCUCCCGGUCUGGAUGGCUGCUGCGCGUCUCCGAACGUCUUAGUGAGUAAAAAUAACAACAACAACAACAACGCUGGAGAUAUAACAGAAAUUAUUUUAUUAAUAUUUUUUGCGCCAUGGCUUCGCACGGUUUUUGGUCACUGGGCGCAGAAAACGGAGGAGAGAGCGGCGGCCAAAGCCCGAUCACGGCCAGGGCUUGGUGCCAAGCGGCGGCCCAGAAAUUCACCGGAGGCAUCGGAUCCAAAUUAUGUGCUCUGUUGAAUGUUGGAGAAGUGGAGAAAAGCGGUGAUGGUGCUGAGAAGCGAGACGCGGAGAGCUGCAACUGCAACUGCAGCACCAAACCAUGCAACUGCUCCAAAACUAACCUGGGCUUCUCCGAGCUCUACUCUACAGACCUUCUCCCCGCAUUAGACGGUGACUUGAAGACGAUGACUUUCCUGCAGGAGGUGGUGGAUAUAUUGCUCGCCUACAUCGUGGAGUCUUUCGACAGGUCGACCAAAGUGAUUGAUUUCCAUUAUCCCAACGAACUGCUGCAGAGGAAUAACUGGGAGCUGUCGGAUGAACCCGAAACCCUGGAUGAUAUUCUGAUCAGCUGCCGCGCCACGCUCAAAUACGCCAUUAAAACGGCUCACCCCAGGUAUUUUAACCAGCUCUCCACCGGAUUAGACAUGGUCGGUCUCGCCGCUGAUUGGCUCACGUCCACCGCCAACACCAACAUGUUUACUUACGAGGUGGCUCCCGUGUUUGUCCUGCUGGAAUACGUCACGCUGAAGAAGAUGAGAGAGAUCAUCGGUUGGGAAGACGGACGCGGAGACGGUAUCUUCUCACCAGGUGGCGCCAUUUCCAACAUGUACGCCAUGUUGCUGGCUCGCUACAAGAUGUUUCCUGAAGUCAAAGAGAAAGGCAUGUCAUCCGUGCCCAAGCUGGUGGCCUUCACCUCCGAAAACAGUCAUUUCUCAAUCAAGAAGGGAGCUGCAGCGCUUGGAAUAGGAACAGAGAGCGUGAUUUGUAUCAAAGCCGAUGAGAGGGGAAAGCUGAUCCCUUCUGACCUGGAGCGGAGGAUAGUGGAGGCCAAGCAGAAGGGUUUUGUACCCUUCUUUGUAAGUGCCACAGCUGGAACUACAGUGUAUGGAGCAUUUGAUCCUCUGAUUGCCAUUUCAGACAUCUGUAAGAAGUAUAACAUUUGGAUGCAUGUGGAUGGCGCCUGGGGAGGAAGUCUGCUCAUGUCCCGGAAACACAGGUGGAAACUCAACGGAGUUGAGAGGGCGAACUCCAUGACCUGGAACCCCCACAAGAUGAUGGCGGUGCCGCUGCAAUGCUCGGCUUUGCUGGUCAGAGAAGAGGGUCUGAUGCAAAGCUGUAACCAGAUGCAGGCGUGUUACCUGUUCCAGCAGGACAAACACUACGACCUGAGCUACGACACUGGAGACAAGGCGCUACAGUGCGGACGCCACGUUGACAUCUUCAAACUCUGGCUCAUGUGGCGAGCCAAGGGCACUAUUGGCUUCGAGGCUCAGAUAGAUAAAUGCCUGGAGUUGUCUGAAUAUCUGUACAACAAGAUUAAGGACAGAGAAGGGUACGAGAUGGUGUUUGAUGGAAAGCCUCAACACACCAACGUGUGUUUCUGGUACCUCCCGCCCAGCUUGCGCUACGUGGAAGACAAAGUGGAAAAGAUGAAGCGUCUCCACAAGGUUGCUCCUACGAUCAAAGCUCGGAUGAUGGAGUACGGGACAACCAUGGUCAGCUACCAGCCUCAAGGAGACAAAGUCAACUUCUUCCGCAUGGUCAUCUCCAACCCGGCCGCCACCUUUGAGGACAUCGACUUCCUCAUUGAAGAGAUCGAGCGCCUCGGACAGGACCUGUAAUGUCCCGGCGUCUUUGUACAAAAUAUUUGUUGUGAAUGUACGGUAAUUUCUUGCUAUUUUUUUUCCUCCUAUUCUUCAAAGUCUACUAUAGGUGAAUAUGUUUAACGUCAAAAAGUCCAUAUUUAAGUAUCGUAGCACCAUCGUGGACAUCUUGGUUCGAAACCCUGUAGAAGUGUUAAUGUCCGCUCCUGUCUGUUAGCGUGAGCUUUACAUGUGUGGUGUGAGCGUGAAGAAUUACUUGCUUCAAUCCUGUGCAAUAGGCCACAGUUUAUAGCCAAUCUAACUGACCAGAUAUUCUAAGUGCCAGUCAUCACCAUAAAGCUAUGAGAUUUAUUUAUAGAGAUGUAUAAGAGAGAGAGAAAGAGAGAUAGAGAGAGAGCACUUUCUCAGUAUUGCCUUUACAAUCACAGGCAGCAUUUGAGUGUAAUUGAGUAGAGAAUACAAAAGAAGAUACAGGGUUGCAGGGUUUUUAGCCAUAUAGUGUUUAAUUCCUGUUUGAGAACAACUCUCAUGUUGUUUUGAACCUAGCAUGGGAUGUACAGAAGCUUUACUUAGAAUGGUUUGAUAGUAGGAGUAGACAAAAAUGUAGAAAUGUGUUAUAUCUAGAGCAGGAGGAAGAGCAGAUGCGAGAUCUGAUGCUGGCUGAACCAAAAGAUCUUUUAAUCUUUAAAUCUAGAGCAAUUAAGCACAAUUUGUAGAGAUUAUUCUGAACAGCAUAAAGCACUUAUUCUAGAAUGGAUGGAUGGAUGGAUGGAUGGGUGGAUGGGUGGAUGGAUGGAUGGAUGGAUGGAUGGAUGGAUGGGUGGGUGGAUGGAUGGAUGGAUGGGUGGAUGGAUGGAUUAAGGGUGGCUGGCUGGCUGGAUGGAUGGAUGGAGAAUCCAAUAAGACUGCCAAUUAAGGUCAAAUUAUUACCAUCAGAAAAAAAUGAAGCCAUUUAAACCAUCAGCAUCAUCAUUAUCAUCGUCUCCCACUUAUCCGGAGCCAAGUUGUGGGGCAGCAGUCUAAGCAGGGAUGCCCAGACUUCCCUCUCCCUAGACACUUCCUCCAACCCUUCCAGGGGAAUUCCAGGGUGUUCCCAGGUCAGCCAAGAGACAUAGUCCCUCCAGCAUGUCCUGGGUCUUCCCCGGGGUCUCUUCCCAGUGGGGCAUGCCUGGGAAAACCUCCCCAGGAGUCCAGGAGGCAUCCGAAACAGAUGCCUGAGCCACCUCAAUUGGCCCCUUUCGAGGUGGAGGAGCAAUGGCUCUACUCCGAGCUCCUCCCGGGUGACAGAGCUCCUUACCCAAUCUCUAAGGGAACGCCCCGCCACCCUAAGUAAUCUUGUCCUUUCAGUCAUGACCCAAAGCUCAUGAUUGACUGGUAAAUCGAGACCACAACAGACCAGGACAUAGACCGCAUAACUGCUGCAACUGCACCAAUCUGUCUGCCAUUUAAACCAAUGCAAACUACUUAAGAGCUAAAGAAAUUGGAGGCUUGCAAUGUCAUAAAAAAUACAAUUACUUUUUAAGCACAAUUACAUUUAUGGCAUUUAGGAGACGACUUACACGUAUCUCAUUUGGUUUAGGGUUAAGGAUUUUGCUUAAGGCCCCAGUUUGGUGUUCCUGGGAUUUGAACUCGCAACCUUCUGAUCAGUAGCCAAACAUCUUCACCACAGUAGCAAAAGAAAGGUUUUAAUGGUUCAUAAAAACACAUCCAGAUGUUUAUUACUCUCAAAGAAAGUGCUUCAGCCUUUAAGCCCUAUUCAGAUGGGAUUAGUUUUAAUCCGAGUUAUUCCUGGAGCAUCUGUGGAAUUGUAAUCCUGUAUGUCAGUCAUUUUUGACAAAGAUUAUGCCAUAUUUUAACGCCAGGACAUGUUGAUACAAAUUCUGGUAUAUUCUGGAAAAUUUUGUUGUACUUUUUCAUCACUAUAAAGACACACCAAGAUGUGCCCCUUUCUUUCAGCCAAGUUAAAAAGCUAUAACGAUAAAAUAUAGCUGAUAUCAUGAUAGCUCAUGGAUGGAUGGAUGGAAGGUUUGUUGGUUGGAUGAUUGGAUGGAUGGAUGGAUGGAUGGAUGGGCUUGGAUGGUUGGUUAAAUUAAUGGAUGGAUGGAUGGAAGGUUUGUUGGUUGGUUGGUUGGAUGGAUGGAUGGAUGGAUGGGUGUUUGGAUGGUUGGUUAAAUAGAUGAAUGAAUGUUUGGUUGGAUGGUUGGUCAAAUGGAUGAAUGGAUGAAUGGAUGGAGGGUUGGUUUUUUUGGGUGGAUGGUGCACCUGCCUUACUACUGCUUACAACCACAAGUCAUAAGUCCUUUUGGUGCAGUCAGCUCCUACAGAUCCUCUGCAGCCAUGAAAGAAGGCUAAAAUGUCGGCAUAGAAGACUUUAAAACAGAAAGAAGUGUAAAAAACAAAACUAAACAAGAGCUUGUAGUUGUACAGUGUCCUUGUGUACCCUGAAAUGCUAUUAUUAUUAUUAUUAUUAUUAUUAUUAUUAUUAUUAUUAUUAGUAGUAGUAUUAUUAUUAUUACAACCUGAGUCCGUACCUACUAUAGGACAGGGAGUAAAGUGUCUCUUUAUGGCUAGAUGAUGUCACUGAUGGAUAUCUGUACUUCCUGUCUGAGAGUGUUUGUCUACAAAUAGCUUAAAGAAAGCCGAGGUGUAAAAUCCGGAGCAAAGCGUUUGUAUCCAGAACACAAAAGACUUUUCUAGAACAGGAACAGGAACAGACAGCAUUCAUCUUAAGUUUAAACAGGUUCUUACGAAGAGCCGAAAUGUUAAUAAAUAACCUGGUAAGUGUAGAGUAGGUUUAAGUGUGUGAGGUCUGUAUGUUUAGCAGACAGCACUAAAUACCAAUAGAUCUUAACAUACACACACACACACACACACACACACACACACACAUAUAUAAAUAUAAAUAUAUGUACGCAGGCGCAAAGCGAUGAAACAUUUCAUUCUUAUCGCAGGAUCAGUGAUCUGUUCCUGUGAAUAAUCCACACUCUCAUACAUUAGCAUGUAGUGUACUGUAGUGAUUUAGUGUUAGAUUUAAAUCAAACUAUAGCGAUGAAGCAAAAUAUUAGCAAUAUUGCUAAGUCCAUGCACUUAGACCAAAAUGUAUUUAAAGACGUUUCAUAGUUUAAGCUGAAAACGGUUAGUGAUAUCGCUAAAAUCGAAUCAGAUAAGCUAAUGAUAGAUAAUGAAGACUCUGGAUAUUCCACUGCCACACCAGCAGAGGGUGCACUCACUCACUCACUCACUCACUCGCUACACUACCAAUUCUCACCAUAGUACUUUCUGUUUACUUCCCGGUUUUUGUUAGUUAUGAAGUCUUGCCAAUUCUCGCGCACGAAGCCAUGUCAGAGCUGAUUAGCGUUUUUGUUUAUCAGAAUUAUCUGUCGGACAUGGGGAAUCUGAUUGUCUGGGGUUUUAUUUCUUACCUCUUCCAUCCUUGUGGAUGUAUGGAUCCAAAUAUCAUUUCUUUAUCCGAGUCUCAGAAGAUUUUGCUGUAGAUACAGCCAUAGCCUGUGAAAGUCAGUCACUGAGAGAUCAAGCUCAACAUCUUCACCAGAUAACAGCUAGCACUCUGGAGGAAUUCAUCAAAACAUGGAUCCGCUAACCCAGGACGUGUCUCAAUCAGCUCCUUAGUUCAGUACUCAAAGCUCUAACCAGGAAGUCGGACAUUUUACUUCUGUCUCUGAAGAAAAAUCCCACAACGCACCGCAAAAACCAGGGAGCAUCGAUGCUCAUUAUCUUCCUUUACUGGAAACCUGGACGUUAGAAAAACUCUUCAUCUACAAACGUAAGUAGCUUCUUAUGGUUUUUUAGCGAUUUGUAACUUUAUUUGACGAUCGUUUGAGUCUAAAGACUUUCAAGUUUAAAUAAUCCACUAGCUAGCCAACGAUCCUGCCUGAAGUGGAUUAUUUUUAAAAAAUUCUUACACAACCUGAAAAACAUAGCAUCUAGAGAGCUGAUUGAGAUGCUCCCCGAGUGUCCAGCCCUAUCCUGGACAUCAACUCACACAAAUCUUGCUUAGCACAACCUUAAAAAAACAAAGCACAAGGCACAUUAGCAAUAACAAGGAUCCGGACGUGAAGAUUAUUGAGACUUCGCAAUAAAUAUAUAUGUGAAUAUAGGUGCAAUAUAAAACCAUGAAGUAACCAGCAAGCCCCAGUGAGAGUGACCUCUGGUGGUGGGGAGGAUAUCCAGUGUCUUGGUUACUCGAUAAUUAAUCACCAUAGCACUUAGUGUAACAUCUGUGAGGUUUUCCAUGAACAUUCAAUCAAAAAAAUUAUCUGUAAAUGGACUUCUUGCCUAAGCACAUAUCGAUGUGAAUACAUCCAUGUACUGUAUAUAAAAGAGUCUAUUUGUGAGGUAAAAUAUUAUUUUCUCUAUUCAAAUAAUAAUGUAAUUGUAAUACUAUAUAUAUAUAUAUAUAUAUAUAUAUAUAUAUAUAUAUAUAUAUACUCAUUCUGCUUGUGUAUACAUGAUUUAUGUGUAUAUUUAUCUGUGAGGAAACAGGCUUUACUUUUACGUUUGCUACGAACAAAAAAUAAUCUUUUGGACUCCAGUGAAGUGAAAUUCCAGUGAAAUUACGGAAAGCCAUUUCCCAACCGAAGUCGGUUAUCUUUGUGCCCAAGUGAUCUACUUGACAUUAUGUGCCGAUAUGUAAUUUUUGUGCGUUUGUAACUGUACUGCCUUAGUAUUUAUCGCUGGUAUUGUCUCGUUCUCCACACAGGGAACUUUGUGCACUUUAGAUUUCCUGUAAGUCCAGUGGAUGUUCAUAGUUUUAACGGUUUUGAUGAAACUGUGAUUCGUCUGAAUGUGUCCAUGUUUUUUGGAUUGGGGUGAAAAGUCAUGUGUGAUGUUUUAAAUCUGCUCGAAUUUGCAUUUGUAACCUAUUCGCUAAACACAUCGAUGCUACCUGUAUGUAUCCUUAACAUGUACAAUGAAUGAUUUUCCUCAGUUUGAUUUUCACGGAGGUAUGUAUGUAUGUAUGAAUGUAUGUACUGUAUGUAAGGUCUGUCCUCGUUCUGAAUCAGUGUCAUGAAGCCGUAGCAUCCCGGGCACAUUCUUUAUGUUGUCUCUUUGGUUUCCUCUGCUGCUACUGUCGCUGCCGCUGCUCCUGCUGUUGCUCUCGGGCCUGCGAGUCUUUGCAUGUGCAUGAAUGCCUUGUUUUUUCCGAGCCUGUGAUGUACAAAUAUUUACCCAAAUAUCUACCGUGUGAUAGUCUUAGUGCUGAACGUAUAGCUUCGCUUUAAAUGUAGUGCUUUGUCGCUAGCUUGAUGGCUCUGUGUCGUAGUGUCGCUUCGAAACAUAUUUAUCCGCUAAGCUAGCAUGCUCUGUGUUGCUAGAAACCGUCUGCUUCUGCGAUUCUGAUCUCUAUCUCUCUGUCUUUCGCUCUAUCGUCGUCUCUUAUAUUAGUGUGUGUAGAUCUCCGGCAUGCCUAUAUAUAAAUAUAUACAUAUAUGUAGUCUUAAUCCUUCCCUUUACUGCUUUCUGUCUUCCUUUUCCUCUUCCUCUUUUCUCUUUCUGGCUAAAGCUUUGCCCCUGCAAGCAGCAUUCAGACCUUUAAGGGCAGUGCACGCUCACUCUUUAGCAGCUCAGUGCCCCGAGGAACAAACGGCUAGACCUUACAUGAGCUUUAUCUUCAUCCGACCGGACAGGGUCAACAUCGUUACAUUGGUUAAAGCUAAUGUGAGUGUCUGUAAUUUGAAUUCUGAGGACGUUUGUAUGCCAGUGUGUCGAAACAAAUUUCCUUCAGCCUCCAGUUCUCUUGAAAAUUGACUGUAUGUGACUGGAAAUCAGGAAUAAACAUUCUUGUGAAAAAAAAAACCAUCGUUCUGAUCUGCAAGUCAUUUGUGAGGAUGUAUGUUUUUACAUUUUCGCCAACUAGAGUCGAGGCGUCGUUCCUGUUGAACUGAAUCUGCGAGGAUAACACUGCUAAU